CUCUCAUUCUUCAGCAGCACAGAAGAAGAACAACACGUGAACGACAAGCUAGCCAAUACUUAAUCUAGCUAGCAUUCGUGAUAUUUUUAUUCUUUCUUAGCUAUCACAUCACAGAGACUGCUACAAUGAAACUGUUAACGCAUAACAUGUUGACGUCGCAUGUGAAAGGAGUAACUAACGGAUAUCCGCUGCUGAUCAAGGCGACGGAGGUGAAAGUGAAUGAAGUCGAGUUCAACCCUCAGUUUGUGAGCAGAAUGAUCCCGAAGCUGGAGUGGAGCGCUUUAAUCCAUGCAGCUGAAGGGCUGGGAUACCGGCAGGAUUUGCCCAGCACACCUGUAUCGAACUAUGAGAACAAUGAUGACUUUUUACACAAAGUGCACAGAGUCCUGCUGGAGGUGGAGGUGAUAGAGGGGACUCUGCAGUGCCCUGAGUCUGGUCGAGAAUUUCCCAUCACAAGAGGAGUCCCCAACAUGCUCCUCAAUGAAGAUGAGUCAUAAGAGAUGUCCCCGAUUUUGUUUUAUUCAAAUAUAACAAACAGACAGCACAGCACAGCACAUUACUGGUGUAUGGGAUUGCAGCAGAGUUGAAUUGAAUUGCAAUGAGUCAAGAUAUCAAAACCGGCUGCUGUUCCCCUGAAAUACUUGCAAUUGUCCAAACCUGGUCUUUUAUUUAAGAAAUUAAUCUUAACCAGUUCCACUAGUACUGGCCCUUGUUUCCUCAGAUUGUGUAUUAUGUUUAAUAUGUUUUGUAAUAUACUUUUCGAUAAAACUGUGUUACAAUAUUA
Molecule: messenger RNA, 784 nt
Organism: Hemibagrus wyckioides
Lineage: Eukaryota; Metazoa; Chordata; Actinopteri; Siluriformes; Bagridae
Gene: trmt112
Product: tRNA methyltransferase activator subunit 11-2
Exons: 4
Coding region: 126-497 (123 amino acids)
Biological process (GO): tRNA methylation; rRNA (guanine-N7)-methylation; peptidyl-glutamine methylation
Molecular function (GO): protein heterodimerization activity
Source: RefSeq, a predicted model, not a curated record